GGAGACUCCUCAGCCCUGGUGGUAGCUGAAUUACGGCUGUAAGACACUGCCAAAAAGCCUGUGUGGAUCCUUGGUAAAAUGGAUGCCAUGCACAAGCUGAAGAUUUUGGUGAUGUUUCUGGCUCUGGCUAUUUUCCUGGCUAUGGUGAUACUGAAUGCUGGAAAUGCCACUGGAACAUUCAAAGGUCUGUUCAGGUCAACUCCUGGAAACAUCUCAGCGAAGUACAACACUGACUUCACACCAGCUGGCUGGACUUUCCUCAUCUGGAAUGUCAUCUAUGCCUGGCAGCUUGCCUGGCUCCUCUAUGCCUUGUCGGGGAUCUGUAGAAGGAAUGAAUUUGGAUGUGUCUACAUAAAGCCAGACUUGCUGCCAAUACCUUUUUAUGCAGUGUGGAUACUCAAUAAUGGCCUCAAUAUUUCAUGGCUGUUACUGUGGGACCGAGAAUGCCUCCUCCCAGCCCUGGUGCUCCUGGCAGCUCUCACUUUUACUACAUAUGCCUGCCUCUUCAUUUCACACCGAGCCUUGAGAGCCCAUUCCUCGUGGCUUGUGAAGGGUCACAAAGCUGAGCUCUGGCUCAUCCGCAUCCUAGUCCAGAAUGGGCUGGCGCUGUAUGCAACAUGGACCAGCAUUGCCACCCUGCUGAACUUUGCCAUUGUGCUGAUCUACAAGUGGAAUGUGGCCAAUGAGACAGCAACGACUGCCUGUCUCAGCAUCCUUGGUCUCGGCCUAGUGAUAUGGUUUUAUCUAGAAAACUUUGUCCUUGACAAGUAUGUCCGCUAUAACCUCACAGUCUACCCAGUGGUCAUAACAGCUCUGACUGGCAGCGCAUGCAAGAACUUCUUGCUUUCAUUCCCAACAACAAAUGGUGUUUUUAUAGUUGUUCUGCUGGCAAUUACUUGCUUCAUUUUUGCUAUUCGGCUGGGACUCGUUGCAUGGAGACACUUUAGGAGACCAUUGGAAGCAUCAGAAGACUCAGACCCAUCCCGCACAGUGGCCUGAGACGUCUGGCAUGUUGUGGCAGACACCUUAAAUGGAGAAAAAAGAAUUAGCAUCUGCUGGUCUGUCCUUCCAGUAUCAAUUGCCUUAUGCUCUUCUGUUUCUUUCUAUUCCAAAUACAGAUGCUUGUCUGCAAACCUCUCCUGCUCCUACAUUCCCUCAGAUCAGCUACUUGCAGCCCCACCUUGAAUCUGUGCCCUUCUUCAUUUGGUUUGACUCUGGAUCAGUGGAGGAAAAGGUCCUUCAGCUGAACAGCCCUGUACACAUCUGUGAUAGAGCUGUGGCUCUCUGUUCCUGCCAGUGCAAUGGGGGCUGUCAAUAGGCACUAUGCAGGCUUGCACAGACAAUUGUUUAUGGCUUUUCCUUGGUAGCUAAUUUUCCUUAAAGCCAAGGUGAGCAGUGAGAUGUUUGUCAUUCCUCUGACCAUUCAGUGCUGGGUUUCUGCAAGCCCUUUUGGUGUGAGCAGAAAUCCUGCAGGCAGCAACUGCUCCCUUUCCUGCUUCUUUUCCCACAUGAUAAAGAGAUACUACAAUUCUAGAUACCUACCUGUGCUGUGUCAGCUCUGUUUGAUAUCCAAGGGGGGAGAGAAGCAGUGACUGAAUAUUUCUGACACAAAUGCAAACCUUCAACUUAUUUCUGUUUGUAGCUCUGGAAACUGAAGAUGCAUUCACCUUUCAGCAUACAGUAAGGUAUCUGGCUCUCUGCCCUGGUUUUUCCCUUUCUCAAUUACAUUAGUCACUGUGUCACCGCCUCUGUCUCUGAACCCACAAUAACAGCAGCUUCGCUGUUCCUGCUCUGCCUAUAAGACAGAAGAGAUCUGGGUCAGGCAGGAGCAGCGGGUUGCCUUUCCCUGAGCUGUGCAGUGCAGUUCGUGUUGGCUGGAUGCCUCCUGCUGGAGAACGGUUUGUAGCCACGCUAGCAGGAGGUGAGAUGUGCAGAUGAGAUGGUACCUGCUCUGGGGUGAAGCCUGCUGCUUCAAAGGAAGCCUGUUCAAGGGAAAAAUAACUUGAACUGAUAACGUAAGUUCAUUCUGGAUUGGUGCUUUCUCAUGUAGCUUCAUCACAGGAAGCCUAAAAGUGGAUUGACUGAGUUGUCAGACCACUGCCUCUAUUUCCUGUGCCUACUUGAGAGGUAAUGGUGCCUUGCUGCUGGCUUGAAGUGUUUCUACAUGGCAGAUGCUUUCAGAUGCUGAAUAUCUUGCAAUUGUCUAAAAUACCAUGUGCUAUCAUUUACAUUUAACAAAACUAAAUCAGCGUCAUGCAAUUCC
Messenger RNA from Strigops habroptila (Kakapo), 2263 nucleotides. RefSeq lists its product as uncharacterized. The record is from RefSeq and is a predicted model, not a curated record. Bases 79 to 999 code for a protein of 306 amino acids. NCBI's taxonomy places the organism in Eukaryota, Metazoa, Chordata, Aves, Psittaciformes, Psittacidae. The transcript is spliced from 8 exons.